This is a messenger RNA of Carassius gibelio (silver crucian carp), 2236 nucleotides long. It is a transcript of the gene trnt1, whose product is annotated as tRNA nucleotidyl transferase, CCA-adding, 1. The record is from RefSeq and is a predicted model, not a curated record. Lineage: Eukaryota; Metazoa; Chordata; Actinopteri; Cypriniformes; Cyprinidae. Gene Ontology annotation, biological process: RNA processing. Gene Ontology annotation, molecular function: nucleotidyltransferase activity; RNA binding. The transcript has 8 exons. The coding region runs from base 266 to 1483 and encodes 405 amino acids.
CCUUCUGUGAAUGUUUGUCAUAGUGGCGCACAACGUGGGUAAAACUACCGAUGUGUUGUAAAAGUUUUUUUCCUAAACAUAACUUUUUUUUCUUUCUUUUUUUGUCACAUAUGAUGUUUGUUUUUGUAACUCCAACUGUGACCAAUUGAAACUACAGUGUUCUCUUUGGUUCACACAGAUAUGGGCUAAAUUAUUUCUCCGCCCCUCGUUUAUCUAACGUUACCGAGUUCAUCAUCUCACGUGGAGUUACAGAUCAUUAGUCGAAAUGCAACUGAAGACUAAAGAGUUUGAGUCAUUGUUUACUGACGGACUGCUUGUUCUGGCUGAAAUGUUUGAAAAGAACCAGUUUGAGCUGAGGAUUGCAGGAGGGGCAGUGCGCGACCUUCUGUCAGGAAAACGGCCUGAAGAUGUGGAUUUUGCCACCACAGCCACUCCAGAGCAAAUGAAGAGCAUGUUCCAGGCAGCAGGAGUCAGGAUGAUUAACAACAAAGGAGAGAGACAUGGGACCAUUACGGCCAGGCUUCAUGAUGAGAACUUUGAAGUGACCACUUUGCGAGUGGAUGUACAGACCGAUGGGCGGCAUGCAGAGAUGGAGUUUACCACUGACUGGCAGAAGGAUGCAGAGCGCAGAGAUCUCACCAUCAACUCCAUGUUUCUUGGGCUAGAUGGAACUCUCUAUGAUUAUUUCCAAGGGUAUGAGGACCUCAAGAACAGGAAAGUAAGGUUUGUCGGCAGCGCCUCACUACGGAUCCAAGAGGACUACCUUCGAAUUCUGAGAUAUUUCAGAUUUUACGGGCGGGUGGCAACUGAGCCUGGGCAACAUGAACCCGAGACUCUGGAGGCAAUAAGAGAGAAUGCCAGAGGAUUGGCAGGAAUCUCAGGUGAGAGGAUCUGGGUGGAGCUGAAGAAGAUGCUGGUUGGAGACCAUGCUGAUCACCUGCUGGAGCUUGUCUAUGAGUUGGGUCUUGCCCAGUAUACUGGUCUUCCAGCAGAUGGCAAUGUUGAGGAGAUGAAGCAGACCUGGCAGAAGGCUCAUGACUGCUCUCCUAAACCCAUGACUAUCCUGGCUGCUCUGUUCCGAAGACAGGAUGAUGUGGAGAAACUAGAUCUGCGACUGAAACUAUCCAGAGAGGAGAAAAACUUGGGCCUCUUCCUGGUCAAAUACAGACGAGAUCUCGUAAAGGAACAGGACGAACGUGACGACAUGAAACCAUACACUGAUUUCAUCAUUGAUUCUAGAGAGCCGGAGUCCCAGAGUAAAGUCUUGGAGCUGCUAAAAUAUCAGGGGGAAAAGAAGCUCUUAGAUGAACUGAGCAGGUGGUCCAUCCCGCGCUUCCCAGUGAGUGGGCAUGACCUACGCAAACUGGGUUUUACCUCGGGUAAAGAGAUUGGCACCAUCCUUCAGGAGCUAAGGGACACGUGGAAGAAGAGCCACUGUCAGAUGAGCAAGGAGGAAGUCCUGGCCACCCUCAGCACAUCCUGAUUUCAGAUAAGAGAACGUGCUUAUGUCUCUGCAUGCUUGUACAAUAUAAUGCAUUAUGAGUCUGUGUACAGAAGUUGUACCUCCAUAGUGUCAGUGGAUAGUGUGAGAAAGAACCAUCAGGGCAGUGGUAUAAAUCAUUUGGUCCUAUGCCUUUGCAGAUAAAAUGCAACCAAAGGUUUAGAUCUAUCUGUGGUUGCUAUCUUGGGAUUUUGUAUUGCCUAUGAUUUAUUUAGAUGCUUUUCAGGGUGCAGAAAAUGUCUUGGAGCAUCAAAGUGCACAUUUUCAGAUUUUGAAUGCAUAACAUAGUUAACAUGAGAAACAUGGAGCAUCAUAAAACCGUGAGCAUCAUAAACACUCUCUAAAAAGUUUUCUUUAUAAAUUAAUCAUGAAUUUCCUUAUCUUUUUUUAUUUUUAUAAAUGGGGAUUUAGUUUGACAAAAUAUCAUAUUCAUUCAUUAACAUAAUUGGUUUGAACAAGGAUGCAUCUAAAAUGAAUGACACAAUGAUGCAAAGUUCAUUUUGUUUUUUGUUGAUUUGAUGUGGGAUUUUGCCCUUUCAGAAGAAUGGUGUAAUUAUUAUAGUGAAGGGAGUAAUUUAGCUCUCUUGCAGAGAAGACUUCUCAUAUGAAGCUGUAGCCAUGGUUUCAUUACGAGGAAAUUUGUGUUGCUUUUGUCAAUAGUUCAUAGUUUUUAGAAGGUUAUGCAACCAGCUCUCCAGGUGUUUACUUUGAAAUAAAUGAACCCACACCAAUUCA